AUGAUUAUGGAUAAUUCAAAAACUACCAGCAAAACCACGCUGCUCAAGCUGAUGCUGCUACGCGCAUGGAAAGAGCGUUGGACCGAUUGCCAGUGGGGUAUCAAUGUGAAAACGAUUCUAACGCGUGGCGUAAGUGGAGAUGUGUAUAACUUGGCCGAUGCUAUCGUCCAGCAAGCGGUGGUGGGCUCUGGAGCUAAUAUGCUGUUUCUCUCCUACCUGAAACAUUCGCUGUGCGCCCACCUGAUUUCGCAUGCAGCAGUGCUGAAUCGCAUUGCCAAGUAUGAUCAGUUCGACAAACAUCAUUGCCUUAUCGCUUUGCUCGACUUUCUCAAGUCGAUUAUCGAUGGCGUUACCUGUCGGGGUAAACAGGAAGAAUCAAUCCUUACCAAAGCGACCGUUUCGCUCGUCCACUGGUUGCUGCAGAUAUAUGAAUGCAUCCUAAAAUCGUACGCCGAGAGCCUUGCAUUGCAAACGGAAGAAGAAGAUGUUGUUCAACGUGUCGCUACAGUGCUCGAACGGAUUGUGGAAAAUCCGUUCCUGCUGGGUGUAAUUUCGAUAGGCAAGUGUGAAGAUCCGGAACAGUUCGUAACGCUUCAGAAAAGGUUUAACAGCGUUAACAACCUUACACUGACGACCGGUUACGUAGCGCACGUGAGCGGUAGCCAGAAAAGCGUAACCGUAACCGAUUACAUGCGCAAGCUCGUACUGCUUGAGGUAGACACGCUGGAGAUGAAACUGUUCGAUGGUGGAAAGGUGGAACCGAUCACUUUCAGCCUGCAGCCGUUCAUCGCCAUCGAGGUGCUGCUGAACCCGAUGUGCGAUACCAACCAGUACGUAGCGCAGCUGGUUAACUUGAAGCGCCUCAAGGGCUAUUCGUACGCGCGCUUGUUCUGCGAAAUCAUGCGCGGAUGUCUCAUCUCGCUAAACAAUGUCGAAGGUACGUCGAAGGAAUCGGUAAUGUGUGCGUUUGCGUUCAUCAAGGUACCGCACAUUCUGCAGCAGAUACACACGAAAACGAACGGUCAGGAGCAACAGGACGAAGCCACCAGCACGAACUACAGCGUGGAGGUGCUGGAAGCAUUCGAGUUGUUGAUGCAAGAUGGACCAGUGUUGGACUACAUGGACAUGAAGUGUUCGUGCAACAUUGUCGAGUGUCUGCUGAAGGAGAUGGUAAAGCACAAUCUGCUAACGGAAACACACGUGAAACAUUUCGUCGCCCUGCGCGAACCCGUGACGCUCGGGUUGCAUAAGCUCGAGGCGAACAAUGCGCAACUUACGCUGAUGCUGAAGUUUGUGUUUCGCGUCGAGUCGCCAUUGGUAGGGAUACUGAAAGCACUCAGCACGGAUCACAGCAAGGUGCAGGACGCACUGCUUGCAAUGCUGUGCCAAGUACUGACAGGAAAUAGUCUCGAUUUGGUGCUAUCCGUUGCAUCGGUAGAGGGCAAAUUCAAAGCCUUCAUCUCAGGCCUGUUAAAGUGUAACGAUUACGCGAAACAAGCUACAAGCGUAGAGAUUGGCAAGGCGAGCACCACCCGUGGAGCAUUGUUCGACGUCACGUUCAUGAUACUCGCCUCGAUUGCCCAGAGUUACGGAUCGGAUGUCAUCCUAGUCGAGGGAGGAAACAGUUUCUUCGAGAAGUGGGUGCGCGAUUAUAUGGUGGAAAGAAAGAAAUCUAAAUCCCCCAUGACGAUGGUAAAGCAAGCAGAUCCGAUGGUUCUGGAGGAACUUAUAAUGGCACUCAACAACACGGACGGUGGUGGACUGAAAGCGUCCAAUCUGCGCUGGGAAGACAUUUGCUACACCAUCCCAGCCCUUCUUCAUCAAGUACUGAUGGCAUGGGAAAACGAAACCCUCUCACCGGUAGAGAUCAAGAAAAUGCUCGAUGGGCUGAAGGCUCACUUCUGCUCUUUUGCUGUCUGUGCCUCGUCAUGGUUGUGCGCCUACAUGCAGAUGGUACGGCAGGACGAGCAGGUAAAACCAAUGAACAUGGUGCAGCAGCUUUGCAGUGCCCUAACGGGGCCACAGGCGGAAGAAUGGCAGCAGCAAGAUUACUGCAAAGAGCGGUUCAGUUUGAUGGGACAAAUCAUACGCAGGAUGCAGCAAGAGUUUCAACGAACACCGCAAAUCAAUCCGAAACUUCGAGCACUUUUCCCAAGCCAGCACAUGGUUUCCCAUCUGCCGCUGGAGGAGCAGUUUGAGGAAGCGUGGAAAGCGAUCGCCGAACGCGGUUGGUUACCGAUCGAGACGACGUUCCUGCUGGACACGUUGCUUCAAUCGUGCGGACCAUCCUGGCUGGUGGAGAAACUGAUCGCCAAGCUGUUUCUCUGCAAGUACAUUCGCGAUCUUAACAAAACGAUGGACAUCAUCUUUGCGAUAAUGCAUCUGGACAUUGAACGUUGCACGAUCGCACUGCUAUCGCAGCUGGUGCCGAUGAUGUUGCUUAACAAACAGCAAACGCCGGAGAUCGUUGAUCCACAGUCACGCGUGCUGGCGAAACUUUGCGUGUACUGCAUCAUCGUCACGAUGGAAGCAUCACUGACGGCGUCGAAAAAACGUACCCGUGGAACGGUCGGGUCCGAAAUGGAAGAUAUCGAUUCGCUGUGUACCAGCGCCAAGCUGCGUAAGAUCGAGCUGGACGGUUUGAGCGUCGGCUGUGAAGCAACCGGAGGCAAUGAGUUUGCACUCGAAAGUGCACUUGAUUCGGCGGCCUGUUGGGAUGUGACAUCGGUACCGAGCUUGAAGGAACCGUUGCAGGGCUGCCUGCAAACGCUUUUCCGCACCUUUACACAGUACAUCACCACGGACGAGCUGUCGCCGAAGGUAUACUUUGUCUUUCAGUUUCUGUCGCUGCUGGUCGAAAGUGGUCGGGAGCGGAUCAUGUGCGUGCUGAAACUGAUACCGAACGGGUUGGUGCAGAAUUUGCUGAAAAUUAAUGCCACCGAUGAGAUGACGGUUGGGCUAAUCUUAAGAUUGUACGAUCUCAACACACCGAGUGGCCGCCAGUUUGCAAUGUCCGAUAUAUGUCUAUUGCGCAACAUUCAAAUGCGAAAGGAGAGUAUAAAGCUGUAAAUCCGGACUUAAUUACAUUCAUCAUUGUAAUUAAAUUUAAUGUAUGUGUAAAUGUAAAAUAAAUCAGCAACGUUGCUUUGCAGGAGCAGAA
This is a messenger RNA of Anopheles funestus (African malaria mosquito), 3160 nucleotides long. RefSeq names its product mediator of RNA polymerase II transcription subunit 24 (gene MED24). Lineage: Eukaryota; Metazoa; Arthropoda; Insecta; Diptera; Culicidae. Gene Ontology annotation, cellular component: mediator complex. The record is from RefSeq and is a predicted model, not a curated record. The transcript has 5 exons. Gene Ontology annotation, molecular function: transcription coregulator activity. Bases 1 to 3069 code for a protein of 1022 amino acids.